This is a messenger RNA of Suillus bovinus, 3684 nucleotides long. RefSeq lists its product as uncharacterized. NCBI's taxonomy places the organism in Eukaryota, Fungi, Basidiomycota, Agaricomycetes, Boletales, Suillaceae. The transcript is spliced from 15 exons. The coding region runs from base 1 to 3684 and encodes 1227 amino acids. The record is from RefSeq and is a predicted model, not a curated record.
AUGGCCAGGACAGGUUAUCAAAGGUCAAUUCCCUUUGAUCCCCAAAUAUUUUCAUUACAGAAACUCGGCGGACGUGUGGUAUGCAAGAUCUGCCCGCAGCGUAAUGGGAAGCGGCGAGAUAUGAAGACCUGUCAUGUUGCUGAACACUGCGCUACCAAAAUUCAUAAGGACAGCCUUAUCCUUAGUUUGCGCACUCAGGAGAAGAAAAUUUGUUCACUGCCUGCCCAGUCACCGUCACCGUCACCUCCCCUCACUCCCGCUGCUCAUUCCCGCAUGGACUACGAUAUUCCACCACUGGAAGACCCAGAGAGACCAAUAACACCUUCCUUCCCUUUGGUGAUGAGUACGGAGGAUGAUGACAGCGGCCAUGACCAUGAACUCGAAUUACCACAACUGUGGGAUCCAUCAACACGAAUGUUUGCGCUUGAGGAACCCGACCUUUACAGUGAACUUAUUGCUGCUCGAAACCGGGGUGACGCACUCUUUACGUGCUCUCUUCAGCCACUUGCAGAUGAACUUGGACUUGAUGAUGACGACAUGCUGGACCCUCCUCCUGACGAUAACAAAUUUGGACUGUUCUUGGAGGGUGAAGAGGAUCACAUCAACAAUCAACUGUGCAUGGAUGAUUCCACAUAUCCAUGGCCUUCGAAAGCGACCUUUAUCACAGACCUCCUCUUUGGUUCGACGCGCCUGCGAUUUUCAGAGGCACAGAAAAAAGCUGUGCUUAGUUGGGCGCGCGAAAUGGGCGCUCAAAAUGUGCCUACCUUGUAUGCGCUUCGCAAAGCUCAAGAUCAUGACUAUUCCAACCCUCUCACUCGCUUCUGCAUGCAGGACUAUCCUGAAGAUGGGAGAGGGAAUAUGUCUCAAGUGCACCACGGAUCGAAGAUGCUGCAUGAGCUUCCCGAAGAACUACUUGUCCCGUCUGUUUGCGUCAACGGCGGUAUCUACUUCCGGAAUGAGCUGCUUCAGUCGACAACUGGAUUCUUUAUUCCUACGCGUUUCUUUCAAGCCAAUAUCUCUAGUUGCGAUGCUGAACAAGCAUCAUUGCAGGUCCUUGCAUUGGGACAUCCAGUUGCAGGUUUUGCAGUAGAUCCCGAGCGCAUCAUAUUGGAAGUUUCGUCGUUUCAGCGGACCUACAUAGACUUGCAGGCUGACGUUCAUUUGUGCGGGUUUACAUCGACAUCGCAGCCCUUCGCUGCAAAAAUGCCCAACCCCCUGCGCGAAAAGUCAAAUGGUCGACUCGUCCUCACUGUUCCCCAAAUAAUCUUCAUGGACGAUGUCUCUGGGAAUGUGUCGAAGCAGUGGAACAAACACCACGCGGUGUACAUGUCUAAUGCCUCCAUGCCAUGCGAGAUGCUUGAAAAGGAAUUCUGUGUUCGUUUUGUGUCAUCCUCGCCGCAUGCUUCACCCAUGGAGAUCGCCAAAGCCGUCAAAGAAUCAAUCGAGGCUGCCGUGGAUGAGGGCAUUGUUGCGUACGACUGCAAAUACAAAGAUGAGGUGAUGCUCAUCCCCUAUGGCCUAUUUGACGCAGGAGAUAACCCCAUGCAGGCGGAAGAGUGUAGCCAUGGCGGUUUACACUGCAAUUACUUCUGUCGCACAUGCAAAGUAGGAGGUACGACGUCUGUGAAACAGUCUGAUGAAGGGUAUCUUAAAUUAUUUGAGAUUGGAGAGCUUCGUCGACCAGAAGAAACAAUUCAGCAGAUUCUCGAGCAGAUCGAGCUUUCAAAGUUGUCGGGUGGAACUACGAAAGUGCAGGCUGCUGUCUCGUCGACUGGCACCCAUGACACUACCUCCGCAUCAAUUGUGAACCGCCUCCUGGAACUUGGGAAGCGUCUGCGGAAACGAGAACCUGGCAAACCAGCGAUCAACGAACGAGAGGUCCGACAGACAUUGGAGAGGGAGUUUGAGGAAAUGCUGGGCGGUCUCCCCUACACACCGACAGAGAUUCUCCAUACCAUUCUCCUUGGCGUUGUGAAGUAUUUUUGGGGUCAGACUAUCUGGAUCCUCGACAAAACGCACCUCGUCAAGAUAUUCCAAACCAGAUUGGACAAUAUCAACAAAGACGGCCUUAAUUCACCCACUCUUGGUGCAGAGUAUAUCUGUCGGUACAGCGGUAGCCUGAUCGGCAAACACUUUAAGAGUCUUGCUCAGAUCAUGCCUUUUCUUAUAUAUGAUCUUGUUCCGUCUACUGUCCUGAAUGGAUGGGCCGUCAUUGGACAGUUGGUGGUCUUGCUGUGGCAUACGAGAAUUGAUGAUGUUGAGGAAUAUCUGGCUUGUCUUACGCAUACUAUUGACGAUUUCCUCAAUAUCUCAGUUCAGUGCGCACCUAGCAUCAUCCUCACCAAAUCAAAAUUCCAUUUUUUACUCCAUAUUCCGGCCUAUAUCCGAAGGUUUGGGCCACCUAUCUUGUUCUCAACUGAACGCUUCGAAUCCUUCAACCACGUCUUCCGACUCAGCUGCGUUCAUAGCAACCGUCAAGCUCUGAGUCGCGACUCAUGCAACGCGUUUGCAUACAAUGAUAUUCUCAAGCAUGUCACUACUGGGGGUUUUUGGAUGGAGUCGAAAAGCAAGCGGUGGGUGCACGCUGCUCCAGGUGUCCUCAACUAUAUUUCUGAUCACCCAGAGCAGCGGCACCUCUUGGGUGUUCCCACAGUGCACCAGAAUCAUCCAGGCAUGGCAACAGUUCCAACUUCAUCAAAGACCUCACCUGUGCCAUGGACAUCAACACGCUCAAGCAUGCUCCGGCCAGAGAUCAAGUCAUCAAACAAUGCCGUAUUUCAGGCGUCUUCGGUCAUUGCUGUGAACGGGGACAAGGUCGCCAUCGAAAAAUAUGCCAUUUUGCGUGGCAAUGGACAGCUGCCUGCUGAGAUGUCUAUCGGAAAGAUCGUCGAAAUCAUUGUUUCAGAAUCUAGCCCUCGUGUCGCAAGUCAUGUUGUUAUCCGGCCUCUUCAUUUUCUACCUGAUAUCCACCCCCAGUUGCGAUUACUUCAGUUGCAACUUGCUGAUGAAGAACACUUACUAUUUGCCCUCGCUAAUUUGCAUAUACUUCAGAACAUUUUGUCUGCUGUAAACGUACAGCAUGACUGCGCAUCAUCGAGCUGCGGCGAGUUUGUAUCUGUCAACAUACAACAAGAACGCACUGAGACGACAAAGACUAAGACAUCACUUGUCAUCCCCCAACCCCUUCACAUGGCAAUGAGCCUCCCUUUUUUGCCAAACUCACGAGAGGUACGGUUAAAAGCGGCAAGGACUGUCAGAGCAAAGAAGGCUGGAACCACAGACACAGCUGAAUGUACUGGAAGUGCCCCUCCAGUAUUUGAUCGUGCUACCCGUAAGCCCAAGCAAGGUGGGAAGGAUAAGAAGGGUCCCUCCUUUCAACCUCCUAUGCAUUCAUCCCUAGCACCACAACCAGUGGUCCAUCCACUUGCACAUUCGGCAUUCUCUAUCCCCCCAACGCCAGUACAUGUACCCGCUUCCCAUCAUCCUCCGAUGCCAGCAUAUGCAGGUACCUACCAUCACCCAGUACAUGUACCCGCUUCCCAUCAUCCUCCAAUGCCAGCAUAUGCAGGCACCUACCAUCACCCAAUGUACCCAGCGCCAUAUGUAUUCCCCUCUGUAUUCCAAGGCCCCCUUAUGUACCCACUUCCUUCCCCUACAAAUACUCAUUUUCACACGGGACUUUGA